CCUUUAAGAAAUGGACUGCGCCUUUAAGAAAAGCCAGCCAACUGUCUGCGCUGGUGACGUGAAGUCGCUGCGCGUUGUAGAGAGUGGGCAGGAAGAGAGUGUGAGAGCGCAUUGAUUACUCUUUGAACAGAAACGGUGCACAGGGUCCGGCAGGGUGUAUCAUGUCACGUUGCUAAUGCUGUGGCACGGUCGAAAUCAACCCAACACCGUCCCUAAACACCGAGCGUGCACGUUCCCCACCCGAAUCGAAAGAUUUGGGUUGAAACCUGUGAGCGCAAGAGCGGCGCUGUGUGCCGUUUGAACAGCAGGGCGAACAGCGGGUGGAAAGCGCGUUCGAGUGGAAGGCAGGGAACGAGGAGCCAUGAGAGAAUACAAAGUAGUCGUGCUGGGCUCUGGUGGUGUGGGGAAAUCAGCAAUUACUGUUCAGUUUGUCACUGGGUCUUUUAUCGAGAAAUACGACCCUACAAUAGAGGAUUUCUAUAGAAAAGAAAUCGAAGUUGACUCGUCGCCCUCAGUGUUGGAAAUCCUGGACACGGCGGGGACAGAACAGUUUGCAUCGAUGCGAGAUCUGUAUAUCAAAAACGGGCAGGGAUUCAUAUUGGUGUACAGUCUGGUUAACCAACAGAGCUUCCAGGAUAUCAAACCGAUGAGGGAUCAGAUUAUUCGUGUCAAAAGGUACGAGAGGGUGCCCAUGAUCUUGGUUGGGAACAAGGUGGAUUUGGAAGGCGAGCGAGAGGUCUCUUCCGGGGAAGGCAAAGCCCUGGCGGAUGAGUGGAACUGUCCGUUUAUGGAAACUUCAGCCAAAAAUAAAGGCUCGGUCGACGAACUGUUCGCGGAGAUAGUCAGACAAAUGAACUAUGCUUCUACUACAACUGGGGACGACCAAUGCUGCUCAUCGUGUGUUAUUCUUUAGAUGAAAAUUCACUCUAUUUUUAAGUUUGCAAUGUGUGUUGCAGGAAUUCUAACUGUUGAGCUCAACGUGUCUCUCCCUGGCAUUGGAAGGAGCACAAAUUCCGUAAGGGAGGUGAGACCAUCGCAGGAGUUCAGUCUUGAGGAAUUCUGUUUGGAGUAGCCCCAAUCCAUGCAGCUCUUAGUCUACACCAUUGAAGUCAACACAAGUGGCUGAUCUGAGCUCUCCGCCCGUCUCAGUCUGCACUCCAAACUGGAACUUUUAACCUAUAACGGAUGGUGACGGAGUUGGACAUAACCACGAAAGUUUUCCUCAUUGGAGGAAGGAAUAAGUAGUGAUUAAGUGCCGCGCAUGACUUGGGUUGAACAGUGUAAACUUGCCCUCUCCCCCCGCUAUGUAAAGCUCUACUCUUGGAUUUUUGACAGAAACGUCAAUUCAUUGAAACCACUUUUUUCAGCCAGUGCCACCCCCAUUUUUCUCAGCGUAGACGAAGACUUGACUGGAGUGACGUGGGACGUCAGCGUUGCGUUCUCACGUCGAGUGCCUUCCAAAAAUCAGCUAUUCCCGUUCAGUGCCAAUUUAAGGGCGUACAAGAAUCUAAUUUUAAUGGCAAUCCACAGAAGUACUUAAAUGUAACACUUGGUUAUCCUUUGGGGGUCGAAAAGACACAGCAGCCCCUUUGUUAAACGAAUUGCAGUUUUCUUCUUUCACUUACAAUCUUUUAAUUUGGCCUUAUUGUUCUUUUUUAAAGGUUGGUUAUAGCCUAGAUAUGGCCAGAUUUAAUUUGAAACACAGGUACUGAAAAUCAACCAGUUUACUCAACAAAACCUCCUCAUUUAAGCAAUUCAAGUUCAUGUUUUGUUUC
Molecule: messenger RNA, 1775 nt
Organism: Clupea harengus (Atlantic herring)
Lineage: Eukaryota; Metazoa; Chordata; Actinopteri; Clupeiformes; Clupeidae
Product: ras-related protein Rap-2b
Biological process (GO): Rap protein signal transduction
Cellular component (GO): membrane
Molecular function (GO): GTPase activity; GTP binding
Source: RefSeq, a predicted model, not a curated record